Messenger RNA from Penicillium canescens, 360 nucleotides. RefSeq lists its product as uncharacterized. The record is from RefSeq and is a predicted model, not a curated record. The transcript has a single exon. The coding region runs from base 1 to 360 and encodes 119 amino acids. Lineage: Eukaryota; Fungi; Ascomycota; Eurotiomycetes; Eurotiales; Aspergillaceae.
AUGAGUUUGUACAAUGCCGCCAGUUCCGCAGGGAACAUCAUUGGUCCUUUAUUGUUCAACGCGAAAGACAAACCCGCCUAUACCCCGGGACUGCGCGCGUGUCUGGGAAUUUUCGGUGCCCUAACUGCGAUUGUCCUCAUCCAGUGGGCUAACCUGUGGGUCCUUAACAAACAACAAGCACGCCGACGUGUCCGAAAUGGCAAGAAGGCUGAGAUUGUUGACCACUCCAUGCAAAGCCAAUACCAUGGGAUGGAUGAGGGUAACCAGGAAGAGGCUGGUCAGGAGACCGUCCAGGUUGGAGAUAACGCCUUCCAGGAUCUGACCGACCGUCAAAAUGAUGAAUUUGUAUAUAUCUAUUAA